UCUUCACUGCUUAUCUGGACUCUUUACUUCAGAUUCACCAUGCCAUCCAACAUUCGCUCUUCUGGAAACUGUGGUUCCCCCUAUCUUGGGAGUCACUGCCGUGUUCCUGUUACCUCAUCCACUACUCUCUAUGCUGCUGGUGUGAACUGUGGUGAUGCUCUCUCCUUGCCCAGUCAAAACAGAACAUGGCUACUGGACAACUUCUCAGAGACAUGUGGUCAACCUUCCAGCUACCAACCAUCCAGCUGUGUGCCCAGAGACUAUAAAAUUUCUUGCUACCCCUCUACUACGUACUGUACCUUCAGGUCCUGCAGAGGAACUGGUUUUUUUCCCAUCAGCUCUUAUCUUUCCAGUUCCUGUCAACCGUCAAUGCAUAAUAGACCUCAGAACUGUUUGUCUAGGCAUUCCCGCUCCCAGAACCACCUCUCUUAUGGCUAUCAGCCACAGAACUUCAUCUCCUGUGGAUAUCGACCCCUGAAUUUUGUUUCUGGCACCUGUAAUCCUGUGAGAUAUCUCUCCUAUGGCUGUCAACCUUUCGGUUAUGCGUCCAGCAGCUUCAGACCCCUGAACUAUGUGUCUAAUAGAUUUCAACCUGUUCGCUACAUACAGAACAGUUUCCAACCAGCUUGUUCUUCCUUUGGGACUCGGCCAUCUCCAUUUAUUAGAAGAUCAUGCUGAAUUGUCAUUCUAGCAUCUUGCUAGAGAGCUUUGCAAAGACGUAUCAUCUUCAGGUUGAUAGAUUGUUCUUAGGUUGAUGGCCUUUGUGCUUUUAGUUCAGUUAUUGUUUUAACCCGUACUCUUACUUGAUCAAAUUCUAAGUGAUUUUAAUUGUUUGUUUAUUCACUAGAAUACUCUUGUUAUCAGGCUUCUUGAUUUCUAUGCCAUUAACAUGUUCUUAUGUAAAAAAAAAAAUGUUUUCAUGGUUAUCUCUAAAUAAACUUGCUUCAAAUAAUUC
Molecule: messenger RNA, 955 nt
Organism: Herpailurus yagouaroundi (jaguarundi)
Lineage: Eukaryota; Metazoa; Chordata; Mammalia; Carnivora; Felidae
Gene: KRTAP25-1
Product: keratin associated protein 25-1
Exons: 1
Coding region: 40-678 (212 amino acids)
Cellular component (GO): keratin filament
Molecular function (GO): structural molecule activity
Source: RefSeq, a predicted model, not a curated record